Messenger RNA from Candidozyma auris, 471 nucleotides. RefSeq names its product mitochondrial 37S ribosomal protein MRPS8. Lineage: Eukaryota; Fungi; Ascomycota; Pichiomycetes; Serinales; Metschnikowiaceae. Gene Ontology annotation, biological process: translation. Gene Ontology annotation, cellular component: ribosome. The record is from RefSeq and is a predicted model, not a curated record. The transcript has a single exon. The coding region runs from base 1 to 471 and encodes 156 amino acids. Gene Ontology annotation, molecular function: structural constituent of ribosome.
AUGUCCUUGGUUAGUCUAGCUAACUUUUGUGCUCAUUUGAAGAACUGCACCAAUGUCAACAUUGGCCUCACGUCGGUGCCCUUGUCAAGAUUACACCUACAAGUCGCCAUGAACUUAUAUAAAGAAGGAUUCAUAUCCUCUGUACAAAAGGGAUCCACCGUUGGGCCAGAUAAGAAGCCCGUGGACGUUACGCCCGACAAUAUUGCCACUCGCCGUUUGUGGCUCGGCUUGAAAUACAGAGAUAAUCGCCCUGUGAUCAGAGAUCUCCAAUUGGUGUCUAAACCAGGAAGAAAGGUCAAUUUGAGUUUGACGGAAGUGAAGGCUUUGGCUUCGGGAUUCCCUGUAAGAUUUAUCAAGCCUCUUCAACCUGCUGAAUGUAUAUUUUUAAAGACCCCAGACAACGAAGUGGUUGAAAUUCAAGAGGCUGCUAAGAGGGAUUUGCAUGGGUUGGCCUUGUGCAGAGUGAAAUAG